Gastrolobium bilobum is the source of this 972-nucleotide messenger RNA. RefSeq names its product protein S40-4-like. The coding region runs from base 68 to 589 and encodes 173 amino acids. The transcript has a single exon. NCBI's taxonomy places the organism in Eukaryota, Viridiplantae, Streptophyta, Magnoliopsida, Fabales, Fabaceae. The record is from RefSeq and is a predicted model, not a curated record.
GUAAAAAGAAAGAAAGAAAAACCAAAGAGAGAGAGAGAGAGAGAGAGAGAGAAGCUAGUUUUGAUCAAUGGCGUCUAGGAAGAGCUUUCUUUCAAAGCAAAAUUACAUCUUUCCAGCAACCUCAGAGACCCAUUUCAAUCCAAAAUCAACCCAAGAGGGUAGCGGUGUGUUGGAGUUUGAUGAAGCAGAGUUGUGGAACUCAUCCACCAACAACACCAACCAGCUGUUCCACCCUUCAAUGGAGGCAAAGAAGGCCUUACCAGGUUCAAGAUCUUCUUUGAAGAGAGCUUCAAGGAAGGUUGACCCAGUAACCCCAGCUUCAUUGCCUGUGAAUAUUCCUGAUUGGUCCAAGAUCUUGAAGGAGGACUACAAGGAACACAGGAAGUGGGAGAGUGAUGAUGACGAUGUUGGUGAUGAAGAUGAAGGGGAUGAUCACCAUGGAGGGAUUAGGGUACCCCCUCAUGAGUAUCUUGCUAGAACAAGAGGAGCUUCUCUAUCGGUUCAUGAAGGGAUUGGGAGGACCCUUAAAGGCAGGGACUUGCGCAGUGUGAGGAAUGCCAUAUGGAAGAAAGUGGGUUUUGAAGAUUAAUUAUUAGUGAUUAGUGUCAAAGUGUUGAUAGGUGACAUCUAAUUAGAUUAUUAUAGAGAUGAUAUGGAUCGGAUUCCAUAAUUUUUUGGUUUUGGGAAAAUUUUGGUUAAGGUGAUAAUUAUUAGUUUAAUGACUUCUAGCUAGCUAGCUAUAUAUAUGUUUCGAAAAGAUCCAUAUCAUCUGUUCUUGGUGGACCUUUCCUUUUUCCUAGAUGACUCUAUAUAGUUUAUGGGAAUUUUUUUCUUUUUACGUUAGCUCGUACUGUUAAGUUAAUUAAGGAGAUGAUCCUCAUUUUGGGUGUCUACAGUUUUAAAAGAAGGACCACUCAUGCUUGUAAUGAAACUCUCUUAACUUUAUAUAUGAUACCUAUUUAUGGAUUAUCU